Caenorhabditis bovis is the source of this 831-nucleotide messenger RNA. NCBI's taxonomy places the organism in Eukaryota, Metazoa, Nematoda, Chromadorea, Rhabditida, Rhabditidae. The record is from the annotation of a GenBank genome assembly.
AUGACAUUAAUUGAUGAACCUCCGUGUAAGCUGCAAAAACUUGAUGACAAUCUUGCAGAAUUUAAGGUUUUACCAUUACUGGAUUCAUCAAUAUUAUCGCCUUAUGUUCCUACCACAUCCUUCUAUGCGCUGGAAUUGAAUGAUAAGAAAUUGAUUGGUAUUGUAAUAAAAUUGGUUAAUGAGCUCCCCGAGAGAUUGAGGCAUUUGAAGCGAGUAGGAAAAGAGGGAAAAAUAUUGAUUGCGGAAACUAUUGAAGAAUCAGAAGUAGUCUACGAGAAGCUGAAGGAACUUGGAAUUUCAAAAACCUGUUUAACUGAAAUUCAAGUUCCAGCCAUCAAACCGGUCACUCGGAGACAAUUUGAGUAUGCCAAAAGCUUAUGGUCAACUAGUUUCAACGCCGAUAAAGAAGUUGAAAAUCUUUUGAGUGGAGAAUUUUUAACUCCUGAGCUCAAAAAUUAUAUCUCGAAAUAUAGCGAAAUGGCAUCAUCGAUAGAAUGCAUAGCGGUUCAGAACAAGGAAAUCCUUUGUACGGGCUCGUCAAAUCCAGGUCCAUUACGUCAUCCUGUCAUGGAAAUGGUUAGAAAUUUACCGAAACGAGAAGCAAACGCCGAUAAUUAUUUGGGCACUGGAUGCGAUAUUUUUCUGAAAAACGAGCCCUGCGCGAUGUGUGCUAUGGCAUUGGUGCACUUUCGAGUAAAGCGGAUAUUCUUCAAUUCGAAAUCUUCGAACGGAGUCUUGUCCUCGGGAGGAUGGCAACUUCACUUAGAGCCUGCCAUAAAUCAUCACUAUCAAGUCUUUCAUGUGGUUUCGGAUAAAUCUGAAAAUUUUUAA